This is a messenger RNA of Serpula lacrymans var. lacrymans S7.9, 513 nucleotides long. RefSeq lists its product as uncharacterized. The annotation marks the transcript as partial. The record is from RefSeq and is a predicted model, not a curated record. Lineage: Eukaryota; Fungi; Basidiomycota; Agaricomycetes; Boletales; Serpulaceae. The transcript has 2 exons.
CAUACACCUCUAGCUUAUCUUAUCCAGCCACAUAUAUACCACGGAGUCAUACAUGCUCACCAUUCUAUCGUCGACAUCGUUGAACAGAAACAUCAGUAAAUGGUGUGCGAGGAAACAUAGCGGCCCGGACGGACCGGCGGACCUUGAGGGUAAAUAUCGAUUUGUACGACAAGGCCGCGGGAUUGCGAAGGAACAAGAAGUUGAGUAGAGUUCAGAUCUAGACAGAUACAAUGGCAUACGACGGUUGGAGUCCGCCCCCCACAAGAUACCCAUAGAAAAAAUAUAUCUGUCAAGAACAAUAUGAGCUAACCGGUGCAACUGCUCUUGAUACCCGCAACGUCAACCAACCAUCGUGCGUUUUCAGCAGCACACAAAGUAGCAACCAAGAGUAGCAAGACUCGUCAUGAAAACUCCGAAGAGGAUGAUGUGUUUGACUUUCCUAUACGGAAUAUCGAAUACACUUCCGGACCAGGCGAGUUUGGUAGCCAAUCUGCAAGAGAAGCAAGGGCUUCU